UGUGUGCAUCCCAAAUGGUGCUUAAACAUGUUCGGUUAGCUCAGAUUGGCUGUUCUGGAGACUGAAGCCGAUUGAAAAAAAGCAUGAUUCAUUCAUUUCCAAAACAGACUUGUUUCAAGUUGGCGUGCUUUAGAGAGCUGGCUUACCUGUUGAUUGGUUUUCCAAAAUGGGUGUAAGAGGUCUUGAAAAGUUUGUUCGUACCAAAGUUCCAAACGGAUGUCCGGUGGUCAACAUCAGAAAUGAGAUAAGAAACUGCCAAUCUGAUUCGACGCCGGCGACGCUCGUCAUUGACUUCCGGGCGCUGUUUGAACCACUUUGCAACCCGGAUUUGGGCGGUGUUCUCUGUGGCGGCCGGUACGAGUUGGUGUACCAGCUCGUGGAACGCUUCUUGAGCCGUCUCCGAGAGCUGGGAGUGACGCUGGUGUUUUUCAACGAUGGACCCGUUAAGAACUCGAGGAAACUGGCCAGCUGGGCUGAAAAUCAGAAUCAAAAGUACGACAAAGAGUUGCGCAUCAUCGACGCCGUGGACAACGGGGAUGACGUGCGUACGCUGGCGAAACGGUUCCGCUGGGACAUUCCCAAUAACACGCAGUAUCCGGUGAAGAUCCUGGCGAAACGGUACGGCGAGUUCCGGGUGUCGUUGACGGGUGAUAUGAAGAAGGAAAUGGUUGCGUACGCAAACUCCGUCAACGCCUUGGCCAUCGUGACCAACAAUACGGACCUGUUGAUCCUCGGGGGAGGUUGGCGCUUUUGGUCGUCCAAAAAUUUGAACUUUGAGAACUUGACUACGCGAGAGUUUAGUCGCUCAGCGUUGCGCUCUCAUCUGGGACUGGAAGAUUCCGGAAAGUUGGCCCUGUUUGCGACGUUGGGCAGUAGCAAUGGCUUCCUUCAGAGUGAAGAACUGGAAUCGUUUGCCACUCGGUAUUUGGGAAAUUAUGAAACAAAGUUUUACGAUCUGGCUGACUUUGUGAAGCGUCCACAUGAAAAUUUGUUGGCGGAGAUUUUCGGAGAGAUGGCCGACGAAGGAGAUCUACGGGAGCGAUUCCAAGAGAGUUUGGAUUAUUAUGAAACUGAAUACCUUGAACAAGAACAACCCCCAUUAGAAGAUCCCACGUUGGAAUUCCUCAAGAACCACGGGAAGGCAUUUCUUCACAAGAUGUGGAUUGGCUUCCCGAUACAUUUUGCGCCCGCUUUUAUAGACUUUCGUGACGACGGUUUCGGUUCGGAAUACCCAAACCUUUCAAGGAAAAUCAUCCUCCGUGAAGCAGCCGUUGUAGUCUACCACCGCCGUGACCAACCGGAGCAUACCAGCCGGAAGCUGAUCCACAGAACGUCUCACGAGGAAGGUUACGCCGAGCGUACCUACGAGUUGGAGUUCCCACAGCACGUUGAACCGCCCACUCUGCAGGAAAUGCUUUCAACAGAUCCGGAAACCCAAAAAACUUUAGCCGCCACAAAGCUCAAACUGUACUGCUGGAUCAUCUCGGACAGCUUGGACCCUCGUCAACUGGACGCACUUCCACCAAAGCUCAUGCCGACGGUGGCCACAAUCUACUUCCUCGUCGAACAUCAGGUUGUGGAACCUUUCGAGGCGGAUCUCCUGCUGCAGGUGGCCUACGAGGUCGUGUUCAAAAAGUACGACUUGAUUAACAUUCGCUACCCACAAUAUCUGGACGGUCGAGCGUUUCGAGUGGCCUUCCUGUACAAUGCCAUCAGCAAGCACGUACUGAAGGCGCUGAACGUGGUUGGGUUGAACGCGCAGGAAUAUCCGGUGUAUCCGCAGUUUGACGGCGUGCGGUUCCACAAUCUGUACCGUAAGUGGGCCCGCGGGGAGCGUGAUUUGCAGCAGAUUCAGCAGUGGAGAAUCUAUGAGAAUGCAUUUUAAAUCAUGAUUGAAGUUAUUAUAUCAAAUGAUCUAUUGAAUAAGGACAUGUUAGGCGAAGCCUAACCGCCAGCAAUGUAGCAAUAUCAGUG
This is a messenger RNA of Culex pipiens pallens (northern house mosquito), 1974 nucleotides long. RefSeq lists its product as uncharacterized. The transcript has 4 exons. The coding region runs from base 167 to 1885 and encodes 572 amino acids. The record is from RefSeq and is a predicted model, not a curated record. Lineage: Eukaryota; Metazoa; Arthropoda; Insecta; Diptera; Culicidae. Gene Ontology annotation, cellular component: nucleus.